GAUGACUUCAAGUCGGAGCUGAGGGAGCAGCUGCCCUUGAUUGCGGGCUCGGCGGCGGCUGGUGUGGUCUUCAUCGUGUCCCUGGUGGCCAUCUCCAUCGUCUGCAGCAGGAAGCGGGCCUACACUAAGGAGGCGGUGUACAGUGACAAGCUGCAGCACUACAGCACAGGACGAGGCUCGCCGGGCAUGAAGAUCUACAUCGACCCCUUCACCUACGAGGACCCCAACGAGGCCGUCCGCGAGUUCGCCAAGGAGAUCGACGUGUCCACUGUCAAGAUCGAAGAGGUCAUCGGGGCAGGGGAAUUCGGCGAGGUGUAUAAGGGCCGUCUCAAGCUCCCAGGGAAGAGGGAGAUGUACGUGGCCAUCAAAACCCUGAAGGCAGGCUACGUGGAGAAGCAGAGGAGAGACUUCCUGUCCGAGGCUUCUAUCAUGGGCCAGUUCGACCACCCCAACAUCAUCAGGCUGGAAGGCGUGGUCACCAAGAGCCGUCCAGUCAUGAUAGUUACAGAGUUCAUGGAGAACGGAGCCCUGGACUCCUUCCUCAGGCAAAACGACGGCCAGUUUACCGUCAUUCAGCUGGUGGGGAUGAUGCGAGGCAUCUCCGCUGGGAUGAAGUACCUGUCGGAGAUGAACUACGUCCACCGCGACUUGGCGGCGCGCAACAUCCUUGUCAACAGCAACCUGGUGUGCAAGGUGUCCGACUUUGGGCUGUCGCGCUACCUGCAGGAUGACACCUCCGACCCCAGCUACACCAGCUCUCUG
Molecule: messenger RNA, 762 nt
Organism: Osmerus eperlanus (European smelt)
Lineage: Eukaryota; Metazoa; Chordata; Actinopteri; Osmeriformes; Osmeridae
Product: ephrin type-B receptor 1-like
Exons: 5
Biological process (GO): protein phosphorylation; axon guidance; ephrin receptor signaling pathway
Cellular component (GO): plasma membrane; dendrite
Molecular function (GO): ATP binding; transmembrane-ephrin receptor activity
Source: RefSeq, a predicted model, not a curated record